This is a messenger RNA of Linum tenue, 1695 nucleotides long. Lineage: Eukaryota; Viridiplantae; Streptophyta; Magnoliopsida; Malpighiales; Linaceae. The record is from the annotation of a GenBank genome assembly.
ACACAACACACACUAAGACAAAGCAGCCGAUCCAACGUUCGGCUUCGGCCCAUUCCCAACCACCAACUCACGCACUACGGUCUACGUUCUUCUACCCUCUAUAUAAACCCGCACUCGCACAGCCUCCAAUGCCCAAAUCGUCCACACUCAGAGAGAGAUAGCAGGAAAGAUAUCUCCGAUUCGAUCUACAUCUCCGUCGAGUUCAGUUCAAAUCCCGUUCGAGAAAAACAAAGAAAAAUGGUUGCGAAUCAGCCGGAGAAGGAGCAUCCGGUGCCGGCCUUUGGUUUGGCUGCCAGAGACCCAUCUGGAGUCCUCUCCCCCUUCAACUUCUCCAGAAGGUUUUCCAAUCCAAUAGUGCUUAAUCCGCCGGGAUCCCUUGUCUGCCGCCGCAACCACAGCCUCCCCCUUAUACGACGACACCCGGCACCCCACAGGACUGAUCGGAACCGUCGGUGCAGACAGGUACACGACCUCUGCCGGAUCAUCUCCGGCGCCACGGAAGCCAAGAUCGUAUCGACGGUACGGUACCAUAAAUCGCAUACUUCUCCAGAACCUUCUUCUCCGAUUUCAGUUCUGAUCUUCGAUCUCAAUCAAGUGUCCGAUUUCAGUUCUGAUUUUCGUCCUCCAUUGAAUCGACGUUCGCCUCACACUUCUUCUCGCUGCGGCUGGAGAACCCGUGGUGUCGUCGAAAUCGAGAGAGGGAAGGAGAGGCUGAGCGGCGCCGAUUUUCACAAUAGUUUAGGGUUUUCGUUCCACUUUCUCCUCCUUCUGUCACUCGAUCUGUCUUCCUCCCCAAACCACAAACCUUUCCUCCGCACAGAAGAAGAAGAAGAAGAGAUGAGCAAGGUCGAUGAAGGUGUCUCCUCCGAACUCAAUGAUGAAAACCAACAAAGAAAAGAAAAGGUGUAUUUGAGCAGUCGUUGUGGCGUACAAGAAUUCUCUGGCCUUAUAGAUAGUUUGUCCGACGACAAAAAGCAUGUCAUUGAAGAUAUGGGAUUUGGAGGGCUAUUGCAUUUGAAGAAGCAUAAGUUGAAGUUGAAACUUUGUGAGGAACUUAUGAUGAGGUUUGAUGUGACUACUAGUCAACUAAACGUGCAUGGUAAUCGUUUGACCCUACGUGUUGAUGAUGUUGUCACCAUAUUGGGUUUGCAUGGUGGAGGCAUGAAUGUGGAUACUCAUCUUGGUGAGGGAGAUGAAGUGAGGGUGGAAUUUGGAAGGGAUGGUGCUAGUUGCUUCACAAUUGAGGAUGUUACAGCACAGAUAGUUCAAUUGAGGAAUGAAUUUCAACAAGAAAUGCACUCUACAAAAUCACAAAUAGGUGACUUGAAGAAAGAAAUGUCUGAUUCUAUGUCACAAAUCAUUACAAAAUUGUCCAGCAUUGAAAGCCACUUGGAAGCCAAAGCUGCAAAUAAAACCAUAGAGGAUGAGGCGGUGCAGGUUCGUACAAAAAAAGGCGAGUUGAAUGAUGAUGCUAUUGCACAUGAGAAGACAUGCGAGGGAGUUAGAACGGGUGCAGAUCACACGAUCAGUGAAGAGAAUAUGACUACAAAUGAAGAUUCAACUAAUGUGUAUGAUAAAUUGGAUAACAUGGCUCGUGAUUUCAAGGCAAAAGAAGAUUUUGUGGAGCUUUCUGAUGAUGCAAGCUCACUUCUAAAAGCAUCAACGCCUAAGGGAAACCACCUGGUAAAGUUUUAG